AUGAACCUAGAAAAUGACACUUCUAACUCCACUUGUAGUACCCAAAUAUUGAAUAAAAAUCUCAAGGGCGACAAGUUUGUCCGACCUCAUAUUCCUAUUAAAACACAUUUGCUCAAUCUUUACAAUGAGGCAAAAGUCCAUGCAGUCUCAUUAGAUUACGAAUAUAAUUCUACUUCUAAGAAAUUGGUUUUGGAGCGAAUGCAAUGUAACAAUGGCCUUGUAGCUGCUAUCCUUCAAGCAUACAACGGCCAUCAACAUUUACGACUUAUCCCCGACGAUAUCUGGUUUACAAUCGCUCAAGGUGUUAGCCAUCAUAUUAACCUCAACGCUGACACAUAUAAAGAUCGAUUUGUGAAAAGGAAAUCAAUUGUCAUCUAUAACGAAUGCAUUUUGAGUAUUGACCCAAAAACAAAGUGUCUUGUGGGAGAUUGGCCAGAAUGUAUUCGGCAACUUCUUGAAGCAGCCGACAAACAAAUAAAAAAAGUUGAACUGCAAUCAUCAUUAGAAUGCGAUUUUUCUACCAGCUCUCAAAAUACUAUCAUCCCAAGUAGAGUUGUUCUGUUGGAUACUUUCAAGAGGUGCAGUUCUUUCCAAUUUAAUGUCUUUUGCGGAAUUCCUAAAGUUACUUUGGAAGGAACAUUGAAUGAUUGGAUAAGUAUCAAAGAGAAAUUAGUUCAACUCCGACAAUUUUUCCCUGAUUUGGAAUUUUGGCUUGAUCCUCUUGAACAU
Molecule: messenger RNA, 729 nt
Organism: Acaulospora colombiana
Lineage: Eukaryota; Fungi; Glomeromycota; Glomeromycetes; Diversisporales; Acaulosporaceae
Source: the annotation of a GenBank genome assembly